AUCCUCAGAGAAGCUUGCGGAGGGCCAAGAAGGUGGAGCCGGACUGGGGAAAAACAUCGGCGAAGAAGAAGUGGCGCAAUUGCCGCAUACGCAGCGGAAAACAAAUAGUUGUGCAGCUGGAGAACACGCUUUAGUGAUAGAAAUAGAACAGCGUCUGCCUACAAUAAUGUACUCAGCUGGUGGCUGUCGCCGAAAGUGAUGGAAACGAAUUCCGUACAAACGGUCACGCUAACGAACAGUAUCAUCGGAGUGGGCAUUUUGUCUAUGCCGUUUUGUUUCCAGAAGUGUGGAAUCGUACUGUCGAUAGUGUUGCUACUGCUCAGCAGCUAUGUAACCCGGCUGGUCUGUAGUUACAUGGUAAAAUCGGCCAUCAUCUCGAGGAGGAAAAACUUUGAACAGAUCGCCUUUUACGCCUUUGGAUCGGGCGGUAAAUUGUUGGUGGAGCUAUGCGUCGUCGGAUACCUGCUGGGAACAUGUAUCGCCUACUUCGUGGUGGUCGGUGACCUUGGGCCACAGAUCACGGCCAAGAUACUGUCGCUGGAUGAAAGCAGCACGUUGCGAUCAUGGGUGAUGAUAGUGGUGACGAUCGUGUGCAUCAUCCCGCUGGGUAUGCUCCGGAAUGUGGACAGUCUUGCGUCGGUCUGUUCGGCCUCCCUGGGAUUCUACCUUUGUCUCGUGCUGAAAGUGAUAUCUGAGGCAAGCAACCAGUUUCAGCAAAAUGGUUGGUUCGAUCGAAUGGAUCUGUGGAAGUGGAGCGGUAUUCUUCAGUGUAUGCCCAUCUUCACGAUGGCCCUUUCGUGUCAGAUGCAAAUAUUCGAAGUGUACGCUACGAUGCCAACGACAUCGCUGGACAAGAUGGAUCGUGUCAUACGUCAGUCAACCAAUAUCUGCACUCUCAUCUACGUUGCGAUCGGUUUCUUCGGCUACGUCGCGUUCAAUGGGCACCGGUUUUCCGGUAACAUUCUGGUAGACUUUUCACCGUCCUUCGUUAGUGAUGUCAUCAAGAUUGGGUUUGUGCUGUCGGUUGCAUUCAGCUUCCCGCUGGCAAUUUUCCCGUGCCGGGUCAGUUUGUACUCGCUGCUCUACAAAAGGGCCUCUGACGCCCACUUGUACAUUCCUGAAUCAAAGUUCCGCCCCCUAACGGUCGCUAUCGUUGUGGUGUCUUUGAUAGUCGGACUCUUGAUACCAUCGAUCGAAGUGGUAAUCGGUUUGGUGGGCUCAACUAUCGGUGUGGCCAUUUGUUUGAUCAUUCCGGCAGCCUGCUACAUGACGAUUUGCAAGACAAAUAUCAACGAGAAGAAGGUCGCGCAGGUGAUGAUAGUGUUCGGUUUUCUCACAAUGGUACUGGGAACGUAUGCUAAUCUGCAGGCGAUCGAUGGUGGAGCGAGCGAGAAAAAGCACGAACUGUCCACCGCUAUCCCAUUGGAAUCUAUUUUUGAAAAGCUCGCUGUUCAACCCAAUGAGCAACUGACGAAAGGGACGAAUAAUGAUAAGCUUCCACAGCCGCAACCUCCUGAAAAGGACAACGAAAGGAUCAUACCAAAGAAUAAUAAAUCACAAGAGUUACCCAAGAGUAAGGUUGCGGAACCGAACGCACCGGUAGUGGAGAUUCCUCCGGAAGUACCGGUUCCGAAACCAGAACCAAAUUCCAAACCGGUUACCGAGCAGGUCCGUGUGGCCGUCGAUCAAGGUGCAAUAUUGCAAAAGGAACAAGCGAUCGCCGUUGAAGAGAAGCAAAAGAUUCAGAAUGAGAUCAGUGAGCUGAAAAAUACGAAGAAGGUGCUCGAGGAGGAAGUGAAAAAUAUCAAGGAAGAGCUGGUGAAGAAGAACCAGGAGUCGGAACAGCUGAAGAAGCUGGACCAGAUAAUGGAGAAAUUGGCGGUAGAAAGCAACGCCAAGCUGCCGCACGAGGAGGCUCAGCCGCCGCCACCACCGCUGGAAGUGGUAAAUGAGCCGCACAAGAAUCCCGAUCGUCCGAGUGAUCCGAUCGUUAAACUACUUACCGCCGGUGGUACCAAUAAAACCGUCCCGCUACCGGGGGCCAACGUAGGAGAUGGAAGCAAUUUUGUUUUACAGAAGGAACCGCCUACUAACCAGCAGAUGAACGAUGUCGACCGGUUACCGAUCGAAGGUGGCGGUGAAGGGGAACUACCGGUAGAUCUAAGAGCAGACGCAGCGACGGUACCACAAGCACCGAGUGGCAAUCUAUCGGAGACAGUUGUGAAUGCCGGCUCAAUAUCGGAAUCAAAGCAUGGUGCCCUAACAGAGGCUAAAAAGGACGAGAAGCAGGAAGCCGUAAUACCAGUGUUCCAAACCAAAGCGCAACACGAAGAGGUUAAGGAAAACGCAGCACCAUUGCCACCGUUACCGGUGGAAGUGAUUCCCGUAGAGGACAAGGUUGCAAAGGGUGAAACACCAGAGCGGAAAUCAAAAGAAAGCGAUGAUGGGGCCGCCGGCAAGCGUGAUUUGUUGGCUAUGCGCUUUAAGCGCGAAUCGGAAUUGCAGCUUAGGCAGACGGUGGAAGUAGACGAAAAUUGUCCCAAACCUAGCGCCACGAACUCGGGCAUCGUCACGGUUGAUGUAGAAAAGUGAUCUUACGAAUGCGAAGAAGGGAGAGACUGGUUUCGAUGAAAUCUCUAGACUGAAUAAACGUAUAUUUUUUUGUGGUUUUUGAUGUAUGUAUCGUCGGAAAUUU
This is a messenger RNA of Anopheles darlingi, 2695 nucleotides long. RefSeq names its product putative sodium-coupled neutral amino acid transporter 10. Gene Ontology annotation, molecular function: amino acid transmembrane transporter activity. Bases 199 to 2592 code for a protein of 797 amino acids. The record is from RefSeq and is a predicted model, not a curated record. Gene Ontology annotation, biological process: amino acid transmembrane transport. The transcript is spliced from 4 exons. NCBI's taxonomy places the organism in Eukaryota, Metazoa, Arthropoda, Insecta, Diptera, Culicidae.